AUUAGCUGAUAUUGUAUCAAUUGUUCACAAGCUUCUUGACGCUUUGUUGUCUCUGAACUUGAGUUCUGUAAUUCUCGGUGAUCUUGCGUCAUGGAAUAGGAACCCUAGUUUUCUGGAGCAUCUGUAACAGGCUGCAGCUGAUCGUUCGUGAUACAAUUGGUCCCUUCUUCAUAUAUACUUCUUAUUCUCUGGCAUUGUUGACGUUGUAGCGUGAAAGGAAGGUAGGUGUAUUAUCGGCAAUGGGCGAGCCGAACAAUGUGAAGCGGGCUAUUGUUGAUGCUUCGGCUGGGGCAAUCUCGGGUGGUAUAUCACGGACAGUGACAUCGCCGCUUGAUGUUAUUAAGAUUCGAUUCCAGGUUCAACUAGAACCCACAUCAUCACGGGCUUCACUACGAAAGCAAUUGUAUGUACCAUCAAAAUAUACUGGGAUAGUUCAAGCAAGUAAAGAUAUUUUUAGAGAGGAAGGCAUAAAGGGUUUUUGGCGGGGCAAUGUGCCAGCAUUACUCAUGGUUAUGCCAUAUACGGCCAUACAAUUUACAGUUUUACAUAAGUUGAAGACUUUCGCAUCUGGUUCUUCCAAGACAGAGAAUCACAUUCAUUUGAGCCCAUAUUUAUCCUAUGUCAGCGGGGCAUUAGCUGGGUGUGCGGCUACCGUAGGGUCAUAUCCCUUUGAUCUGCUCCGAACUAUAUUGGCUUCUCAAGGUGAACCCAAGGUAUAUCCAAAUAUGAGAUCAGCAUUCCUUGAUAUAGUCAGGACUCGUGGCUUACAAGGCUUGUAUGCUGGAUUAUCACCUACACUAGUUGAGAUUAUACCCUAUGCAGGCCUACAAUUUGGCACCUAUGAUACAUUUAAGCGUUGGACCAUGGCAUGGAAUCGUUACAGAUAUUCCAAUACAAGCUUGUCCUCUAUAGAAGAUGGCCUCUCUAGCUUUCAGCUUUUUAUUUGUGGACUGGCCGCUGGGACGUGUGCCAAACUCGUCUGUCAUCCACUUGAUGUGGUGAAGAAAAGAUUUCAGAUUGAAGGUCUUCAAAGGCAUCCGAGAUAUGGAGCUCGAGUCGAGCAUCGUGCAUACCGAAACAUGCUUGAUGCUAU
Messenger RNA from Neltuma alba, 1093 nucleotides. Its product is annotated as mitochondrial thiamine diphosphate carrier 2-like. The transcript is spliced from 8 exons. Gene Ontology annotation, biological process: transmembrane transport. The annotation marks the transcript as partial. The record is from RefSeq and is a predicted model, not a curated record. Lineage: Eukaryota; Viridiplantae; Streptophyta; Magnoliopsida; Fabales; Fabaceae.